AGUUCGAGGCUGCAGUUUCCCUACAUGUCAGCAAACAUGGCGGACGAAACUCAAAAAACCGACUCACGAGACGUCGAAGAAGAUCCAUUACAAAACCCUCUAUCCUCCGGAACGGACGACGAGGAAGACAUUAUUGCUGUUAUCCGAGCACCCGCCAAAGUCUCCAGUACUGAAGGCCGACCCUCUGCUAUCAUGGGAUCCAUGAAGCUGGAAGAAGAACCAGAUGUCAAAGAUCUCUUCAUCACCGUUGACGAUUUCCAAAAACAUGUCUUUACGAUAGAUACGUACAUCACAUAUAGAGUAUUCACUAGGACCACAAGAAGUGCAUUUGACGAACCGGAGUACAGCGUGAGACGGCGCUACCAAGAUUUCCUCUGGUUAAGACAGAAACUCUUAGAAACGGAAGAAACUCAUAUUAUACCGCCCUUGCCGGAGAAGCACAGCAUGAGGAUGGAUCGCCUGAGCAAAGACUUCACCAUCACGCGGCAGGCGGCGCUGCACAAGUUCAUGCAGCGGAUCUCGGAGCACCCCGUGGUCUCCUUCAACGAGUACCUCAAGGUCUUCCUAACUGCCAAGGCAUGGGAGUUGACGUCCCACCGUAAGGCCAGCUCGGGUAUCGUCAGCCGCAUCGGCUCCACCAUCAAGACCACCACCUCGGCCCUGAUGCUGAAAAACCGAAGCCCCGAGUUCACCAUGAUGACUGAGUACAUCAACACCUUCGCAGAGAAGAUGUCAUCGGUGGAUAGGAUCUCACAGAGGAUACUCAAGGAACAGAUGGAUCUGGGGGCUGAAUAUGAGUCCUACGGCCCGACGUACAGACUAUGGGGCAACUCGGAAGUCGAGCUGGCGGACACGCUCGGUAGCCUGGGAGACUGUCUAGACAAAUGUGCCAAAUCUGUCAAGGACAUGACGUUAUCCAUAGAAACCAAUUUCCUCCCUGCUGCCAAAGAGUACAUGCUGUAUUCAGAUGCAGUCAAGGGUACGCUCAGAAAACGAGACUAUAUUCAGAUGGAGUACGAGUUGGCGUGCGAGGAGCUGACGCGCAAAAAGAAUGAGAGGGAGCAGGUGAAAAUAUCGGACCAGAACUACUCUCUGGGGGCCAUAAUGGGCAAAGACCCUAGCGACGUCAAAGAGGCCAAGAGUACCAAGCUAGAAAGCCAAAUUGACAAGCUUCAGAAGCAGGUGGAUUUCCUGAGUGACAAGUCGGAGGUGGCCAACGCCGACAUGAAGGCGGACAUGGAGCGAUGGCAUCGCAACAAGAGGAAAGACGUCAAGGAGAUGUUCACCGGUCUGGCUGCAGGACAGGUGGAAAGCUACAAACAGUGUUUGGACGCUUGGGAGGAAGUCAUCGAGGUCUUGAAAAGUGAAAAGAGGCAUUCGGACGAUGUGGGCAACUCACUCUUUCAGACCAGCGAGCCCUCGGUGCACGCAGCAGGGGGCGGGGACUCACAGCUGAAUGGGAGGGAGGAGGACGAGAAGGAGUGAUGUCAGAGGACGAGGACGAGGCCUUUUGUAAAACCAAGUAGACAUUUGUACAUUUAAAUUAAUGAUUUGGUAAAAAAUGAUGUACGGCCUUAGUUUCCAGUAGAUGUGUAUUGUCUCUGCUAAGUAUGCCUGUCACGUGAUAUGUAUGAAGGGUUUUCAAAAACAUUGCUUUUGUUUGCCUUUUCUUUCUUUUUUUAGCUGGUCUCAGGGGCCAGGCUAUAUAAGGGGUUUUCGAAACCUUUGCUUCGGCUUCGGCUUCAGC
Patiria miniata (bat star) is the source of this 1747-nucleotide messenger RNA. Its product is annotated as sorting nexin-7-like. Lineage: Eukaryota; Metazoa; Echinodermata; Asteroidea; Valvatida; Asterinidae. Gene Ontology annotation, molecular function: phosphatidylinositol binding. The record is from RefSeq and is a predicted model, not a curated record. The transcript is spliced from 11 exons. The coding region runs from base 25 to 1485 and encodes 486 amino acids.